GUGCAUGUGGUACAGAACGAAGUGUUCAGAACUUAGUUCGUAUGACUAGUUUGAUUGAAAUAUUAUAAUGAAAUUUUUAAGUAAUGCUAAAGAUAUAUAUAAGGGUUUAAAGGAAAACCGUCGGAUUUCACUAUGGAAAUCGAAGCAUCAAGCACUCAUGAAGCUGUAUCUCAGAGAACUACAGAGAACCUCACCCAGUCCAUAGUGGGUGGUGCCGCUGCUGGUGUGGUUGUUGAUACAAUACUAUUUCCUCUUGACACUCUGAAAACUAGAUUGCAAAGCCAGUAUGGGUUUUGGAAUUCUGGAGGCUUUAAAAGUAUUUACAAAGGAUUUGCACCAGCCAUUCUUGCCUCCCCAUUCUCAGCUGCUGCCUUUUUUGCGACUUACAAUGGUAUGAAGGAUCUUAUCACCCCUCAUUGCAGCCAAGAACUGUUACCGUUUGUUCAUAGUACAAGUGCUUCAUUUGCUGAAGUUUCUUGUUGUUGUAUCAAAGUUCCUGCAGAGAUUGUAAAGCAAAGGAGACAAGCUCUGCUUAAUGCCAAAUCCCCGCUAGCCAUCAUGAAAGACACAAUAAGGCAAGAAGGCAUGAGAGGCAUUUACAGGGGUUACUUUAGUACGCUAUUCAGGGACAUACCUUUUUCCAUCAUUCAAUUCCCUGUUUGGGAGUAUUCGAUGAAGCGAUGGAAAAUUUUCAAAGGUAGACCCAUCAACUCUGCAGAGGUUGCUGCAUGUGGAGCCUUUUCAGGAGCAGUAGCCUCAGCUAUUACGACACCGUUAGAUGUUGCGAAAACACAAAUCAUGUUGGCAGAAGCUGGGUCCAAAAAAGCUUUAAACACUAAUAUAAUUACCGUCCUUAUAGAUAUUAGGAAAGAGCACGGCUUCAAAAAGUUGUUCGCCGGUUUUCUGCCAAGGAUAUUUUCCAUAAUGCUAGGAGGAGGGAUAUUUUUUGGUGUUUAUGAUAAAACUCUUCGAAUCAUUGGAUUUGAAAGAUAGUUAUAGCUGUUGCAAGUGUGAUAUAUUUCCUUCAAAUUCUUCAACCUAUAGAAAAUUUCACAAUUUGACUAAUUGCCUUUGAGGCUCAUCUUUGAUGAAUCAUUUCAUGAGGAAGAGAUUGAGGAUUUCUAAAAUUUAGGUAUUUGGUUUGUACCUAACAUCUAACUUGAAAGCAUUGUGAUA
Molecule: messenger RNA, 1176 nt
Organism: Bemisia tabaci
Lineage: Eukaryota; Metazoa; Arthropoda; Insecta; Hemiptera; Aleyrodidae
Product: mitochondrial S-adenosylmethionine carrier protein
Biological process (GO): transmembrane transport
Source: RefSeq, a predicted model, not a curated record